CGACGACGACGACGACGACGGCCUUGCUCCUUGUUUCGAUCCUUCACCCUUGACUUUCUGCGACGACCUCUGCGAGGCGAACCUGGUGUUCAUUUUCUCUCGUUCUUUUUUGUGUGCUCUGCUUUACUUGCUCGUCGUUCUUUGUCUCCAGCUUCCGACAACUCCCAAUUACAUCCGGGUCUUCUGCUUAGGUCUCCAGCCUCAUUUAGCACUGAACACUCGGAAUUACUCGUGAACGAUGCGCACUACGUUCGUGUUUGCUUGCUUCUUGGCGCUCGCCGGUCGAGCUCUCGCUGAGCUCAACAUCGUCAUGGGCGGUACACUCGGCAAUAUCACGACGGCCGAGUUCCUCACGUUCAAUGAUAGUACGACGUUGACAUCGGACUGUCAGACCGACUGUUCCCCCGGUCUGACCGACAUCGCGAACUGCGCCGGCGAUGAUGCUUGCCUCUGCUCCAACGCGACCAUAGCCGCCGUCACGGCCUGUCAACAGUGUUACUUCAACGACCUUAUCACGCAGAACAUCAAGAUGCCAGACCCGCGCGCGGGAUCGGCCGUUGCGCUCACCGCCUACGCCGCAGCCUGCCUCGCCUCGUCCGCGAAUGUCACCGUGCCCGCGACUUCCGUCGCGCUCACGCUCCCGGCGAACUGGGACGGCCCUGUCUCGUUGACGCUCAACACGGGCCAGACCGUCGUUGCUGUGAUUGCGGGGACGAUCUUGGGAGGGGGGGCGUUGAUGCUUUUGUCGAAUUUGUAGACUCGUCGAGGGGGUGAGAAUGUGAGUGGUCUGCUGGGAUGAGGGAGAGGGUGGUGUAGGGCGUGGAUGCUUGUGAAGUUUAGUUGGCUUUUUCUUUCUUUUGGUGCUUUGUUUAUGGAGGUUUUUGUUGUCGUCAUUGGGUUUGCGUCCCGCAGAGAGAAGAUAGCGCUCAUUAAAGGGUAUCCAUUCGACUGAUGCACAGGCGGGACUAUAUCCAACAUCGUAAAGCACAUCAAGAAAUAUAUAUGCUGCGGGCGGC
Molecule: messenger RNA, 1016 nt
Organism: Stereum hirsutum FP-91666 SS1
Lineage: Eukaryota; Fungi; Basidiomycota; Agaricomycetes; Russulales; Stereaceae
Exons: 5
Coding region: 239-757 (172 amino acids)
Source: RefSeq, a predicted model, not a curated record